This is a messenger RNA of Orbilia oligospora ATCC 24927, 1518 nucleotides long. RefSeq lists its product as uncharacterized. Lineage: Eukaryota; Fungi; Ascomycota; Orbiliomycetes; Orbiliales; Orbiliaceae. The record is from RefSeq and is a predicted model, not a curated record. The transcript is spliced from 3 exons. The coding region runs from base 1 to 1518 and encodes 505 amino acids.
AUGGAGCUAAAUGCUAAAGACGCCCUCAAAAGCGACGAUCCUACGCCCACUGCAUAUACAUACACGUGCAAAAUCUCACCCGCCACAUCUCCAGCUGAAUCAACACUCCCCAUCAUACAUACGCCAUUAACGGGCUCUGAAAGUGAAAUAGAGAAUUUUCCCGAAGACGCUAUUAUCAUCAAGAAGGGAAAAGAAGAAGAACAGUCAAUUAACGGCGAAAGCAUCGAAAGCCUAGGUCUCGAGACGAUGUCGCUUACUAGCGGUAGUUCUCAACAGCAAACCUCGCUCAAGAAUCAAGAAUCACAACGGCCAAAGAGCAAGUCGUUGUUUCCAUUUCCAGCUGACGUUACUCAAAGCAUCCUUGAGAUGCUUUCUCCAGCUGAUAUCCAAAACUUUGCUCUCUCUUCCAAAGCAAGUUGUAUAACUGCUUUGCCAAUGCUUGUUCGCUGUGUCACAUUGCCCCUAUCAGACGACAAAACUGGCUUUGGGAAGAUUUUAGGUGUCAAUGUAAAAAACUAUAUUGGAACCGCGAUCGUGGAUAUUUCCAACCCGACGUUCUGGACCACUAACUACCCCGGCCACCUUACCAUCGGUAAAACCCUUCACGAGUUCGAAAACUUAAAGCACCUCAUCAUCAAGAAAUCUUCACCAUACGUCAGUGAUGCUGUUCUUGGCUCGGUCCUCCUCUUCGUUGUCGAGCAAAAUGUUCUCGAAGAACUUACAAUAGACUUUGCCUUCUCGGAACAAAUUGCCGGGGUUAAGGCCUUCAAAGACAGGUUUCGCCAAUGUUGGCUAACUAUCCACGAGGGCGCCUUUCAUUCCAAGCAAAGGCAACUUACAAUUUUGAACAUCAAGAUAAUAAAUCCCAACCUUGAAUACGACGGUCUCAAUGAAUGCCAAGAGUUCUGGGUUACUAUAAUGCGUACAGUUCAGAAACUUAGGAUUGACCUCAGAGGUGUUCCAGUUCCAGAAUAUGCACCAGACAAAUCUCUCAUAUGGACCAAUUACUUGCAAAUGGUUUCAUCAUGUGGUGUAAAUGAUAUUGAAGUGGUAUUUGACGAAGAUGUUAGCCGACACUACACGGAGAUCGGUUCUCAGUUUCCCAAUAUAGAAAGACUCAAAGUGGGCUUUACAGGGCACAGUAGAAGCAGGCCAUCGGCCGAGCUUUCGGGGCUUGGGCGAAUGAGAUUUCUAAGAUCAGUUGAUUUGCCAUGGGCCUACGAUAACAUAGUCAGUGACUCCGGCAUUGUUGGGAACAUCUACAGCAAAGCAAAGGAGAGGGCCAAGGAAGUUGUUCGGGCGAAGACGCCAACAGAAUCAAAGGAUGAAAAAAUGAAAUUGCAAGUUUUGAAGCAAACAAAAACUGCUUUGGCGAUCCAAAGCCUCACAUCUAUUAAAGAUGUAACCUGGAGAUACGUAUCAGAAGAAGACGGAGAGGAAGUCUUGUUGAAAUUAUCCAUCCAUUGGACUGGCAAAGAGCCUCGCGUUACAGAAGUUGGAUUUGGCGGAGAAGAAUAG